Messenger RNA from Armigeres subalbatus, 1442 nucleotides. Its product is annotated as sodium channel protein Nach. Gene Ontology annotation, molecular function: ligand-gated sodium channel activity. Gene Ontology annotation, cellular component: plasma membrane. The record is from RefSeq and is a predicted model, not a curated record. Gene Ontology annotation, biological process: sodium ion transmembrane transport. The transcript is spliced from 6 exons. The coding region runs from base 1 to 1365 and encodes 454 amino acids. Lineage: Eukaryota; Metazoa; Arthropoda; Insecta; Diptera; Culicidae.
AUGCGCUUUGUGGACAUAGUCAAGGAGUAUCUUUUCAAUUCGACAAUUCAUGGCAUCAAGUUCAUAGCCGAUGAGUCUUAUCACGUGGCGGAAAGAAUAUUCUGGAUCAUUUGCGUCAUCGUGUCCUGGUUCGGCUCGGCGAUGUUGAUUGAUGCCUCGCUGGAGGCCUUCCGCACCAGUGCGAUCUCGUUCGUGGUGGAAACCAACUACCGCGAUUGGAAUACCAGGUUCCCGGCGAUCGUUGUUUGUGAAAUGCGCAACAUGGAGCACAUCCAAAUGGUGGCCGAUGAGCUGUGGGGUGAAGAUCACGACUUUGCGAUGGAAGAAGUUCUCAACGAGAUUGGCUACUUUCGGGGCGAAUCGUACCACACGUUGAACGAGUGUAACAACGAGGAACCAGCGGAAAACUGCUUUCAAUCUAACUUUUCCGAUUAUGCGAGACUGGUGCGGAGUUCAUGUAAGGAGACAUUAGAGGAAUGCCUCUGGAAUGAUAAACCAUUUGAUUGCUGUAAGUACUUUCAACCGAUGGAGACGGAACUGGGACUGUGCUAUGCUGUGAAUUCCGAUCAAACCAGUGCGAAGAAUCGUGUGAAGAUUGACAUGAUUUCGAAUAAGUAUACCGGCCCGGGGAAGCUGAAGAUUAAAGUGCUGACGGAAUCGUAUGUUUAUACGCUGGGAUCAGAAGAUGUGCCGAAUCUCAUAACACCAAAGUCGGAGGUUCUAUUGAUUGAUUACUAUAUUGCGUACAAGCGUCAAAUAUCCAUCAAAGACAUCGAAAACGACCCGGAAACGAAGCAGAUCAGCGUUGAGCAACGCAAAUGCCGCUACCCGGACGAGAACAUCUUGGACGUCCACGCCUAUUACAGCUACAGCGCCUGUUCGGUGCAAUGCAGGAAGGAUAAACAGUUGCAAAUCUGCAAUUGCACAAGUCACCUGAUGCCGAACACAGAUCCUGCCCUCAAGUGCAACAUGACCGGGCUGGUGUGUCUGAAUGCCCACUACGAAGAGCUGACCAUCGUCAUCCCCAAGUGGUCCACCGGGAAGCAGGGGGUCGUCUGCGACUGUCUGCCCUCCUGCACCGAGGUGGACAUUGCGAUCGUGCACGAUUCGCGUGAAAGUCUGUACAACCCGGAAAAUCGCUACUCGACGAUCGAGAUCGAGCUGGCCGCGCUGCCAACGGAACGCUACAAGCGCAACGUCGUACGUGGACGGCUCGACCUGGUGGUGUCGGUGGGAGGAACCACAGGAUUGUUCGUUGGAGCAAGUUUGCUUUCAUUUGUGGAGAUUGUGUACUACUUUACUAUCCGUCCAUAUGGGACAGUUUUCAUGAGGAAACAACAACGGGUCCAACAAAGAGCCCAAUAAAAGUUGACGUCUAAUAAAGAACUUGAGAGCUUGAACAGUGAAUUGUCUUCACUUGUCAUAAUACAAGUUAGUUCUAU